Aspergillus steynii IBT 23096 is the source of this 786-nucleotide messenger RNA. RefSeq lists its product as uncharacterized. The coding region runs from base 1 to 786 and encodes 261 amino acids. The transcript has 2 exons. The record is from RefSeq and is a predicted model, not a curated record. NCBI's taxonomy places the organism in Eukaryota, Fungi, Ascomycota, Eurotiomycetes, Eurotiales, Aspergillaceae.
AUGCCGUUCGACCGUUAUGCAACCUUCCAGCCUGACGAGAGCACCUAUGCCUCCAACGCUCUGCGCAACAAUGCCAACGGAGUCUAUCCUGACAGGGAGGCCCUUGAACGAUUCAAGAUCCGCGAGCUCUGCGAAGGCUGGGGAAGUUAUCGUGACGCUGCUGAGUGGCAAAACUACCGCUCCAUGUUCUUCGACGACGCCUACAUCACCACCUCCUGGAAGCAAGGCAGCAUCGACGAAUUCAUCCAAGCAUCCAAGGACGGCUUUGCAGAGGGUUCGUCCUUCAUGUACAUCGCCCACCGGAUCUGCGGCUCGUCCGUCGAAACCAACACCCAACUCACGCGUGCUGUCUGCAAGAUGAAGACUACCAUCACGUGUCGCUUUACGUUCGACGGGGUCGAAAUGGAUAAUGAGGCCGACUGCCGCUUUUUCUUCCUACUUGAGAAGAGAGAGGGUCGAUGGGGCGUGUGUUUGUUCACGUUGCUGUUUGAUAAGGAUAAGUUUGUGCCUGUUAACCCAGAGAGGAGGUUCCGUGUCCCUGAGGAGGAGGUGGAUCAGUUUCCGUCUGGGUAUCGCUAUUUGGCUUGGGCGGAGGAGAAGAUUGGAAGGCCUCCGAAGUUGAAUUUGGAUAGUCAUGGUCCCGAGAAGAAUGUUUUGUACGGGAAAUGUAAGGAUUGGCUGGAGGGGAGGCUGGUGGUGCCGGAUCUUACGGGGGCUGAUAUUCCCGGUUGGAAGCCCCGUGUUGAUGCGUUUCGGGAUAGAGAGCUGUACAGGCCCCGGCUAUAA